GGCUCGGUUGAGUGUCGCGCGACUUUUUUGAUCUUGUUCCGGGAUCCUGCACACGAGCAGCAGCGCCACUGCUUCAUACGUGGCAGCAGUUAAUACACGUGUGAAAGAGCCGAGGGACCAGAGACUCCUCUCUCUCUCUCUCUCUGCUGCUGAGAAUGGAGCUGUGCUGACAGCAUGAUCAGCAGAUUUAACAUCACACUGCAAUAAAAUAUCUAGUCUGAAGCGAGUGAAGUUGUUUGGCGAGCUUUCUGCACUGCUGGCGCUCCGGGAGACGCACGGAAUGCCGAGAGCCGUGAACAGGGUUCUUUGAUUGGCAGCUGUAAGUGCCGCCGUGGGCAGGAGGAUGAGGGUGCGCUGGUCGAGGAAGGUGGCUUUUCUGACGAAGGCUGGCUUCUUCAUCUCCGUUCUGUGGCUCUUCUACCUCCUUCUGUUCCGCUCAUCCAACACCGCUCCGGCCGAAGACAGCAGGAAAUGGACCCCAGGCAUCUUUAAACGGCAAGAAGAGGACGCAGAGACCCUGAAGCGGCCUGUUUAUGUGAAGCCUCCUCCUGAGCUGAGGGCAUAUGGAGAGUGGGGCAGAGCCACCCGACUGAACCUUAACUCCGAGGAGAAGAAGCAGGAGCAGGACAGCAUCGAGCACUAUGCCAUCAACAUCUACGUCAGCGACAAGAUCUCUCUCCAUCGACACAUUGAGGAUAACCGGAUGCACGAAUGUAGAAGCAAGAUGUUUGACAUCCGUCGCCUCCCAACCACAUCUGUGAUCAUCGCCUUCUAUAAUGAGGCCUGGUCCACCCUGCUGAGAACCAUCCAUAGUGUACUGGAGACCACACCUGCUGUCCUGAUGAAGGAAGUCAUUCUCGUUGAUGACUUGAGUGACCGAGGCUAUCUGAAAUCCCAGCUGGAGGAGUACAUUAGCAACCUGGAGCGCGUACGCCUCAUCCGCACUAAUAAGAGAGAGGGAUUGGUUCGAGCUCGGCUUAUCGGUGCCACGUAUGCCACAGGAGAUGUACUCACCUUUCUGGACUGCCACUGUGAGUGUGUGCCUGGCUGGAUCGAGCCUCUGCUGGAAAGGAUUGCUGAGAAGCAGGACACUGUUAUAUGUCCAGUGAUUGAUACCAUUGACUGGAACACAUUUGAGUUCUACAUGCAGACUGAUGAGCCCAUGGUGGGUGGCUUCGACUGGCGGCUUACGUUCCAGUGGCACACAGUGCCUGAAGUGGACCGCAGAAGACGGAAAUCCCGAACAGACCCCAUUAGAUCUCCCACCAUGGCCGGGGGCCUGUUUGCCGUAAGCAAGGCCUACUUUGAAUAUCUGGGCACUUAUGACACAGGCAUGGAGGUUUGGGGAGGAGAGAAUCUGGAACUUUCCUUCAGGGUUUGGCAGUGUGGCGGCUCGUUAGAGAUUCACCCCUGUUCCCAUGUGGGUCAUGUCUUCCCUAAGAAGGCACCGUAUGCCAGGCCGAAGUUUCUCCAGAACACAGUGCGAGCUGCUGAGGUCUGGAUGGACUCUUACAAGGAGCUUUUCUAUAACCGCAACCCUCCUGCUCGUAAGGAAACAUAUGGGGACAUUUCGGAUAGGAUUCUCUUACGAGAGAGGCUAAAGUGCAAGAGCUUUGACUGGUAUCUAAAGAACAUCUACCCGGAUCUGCACGUGCCUGAGGACAGACCUGACUGGCAUGGAGCUGUGCGUAGUGGUGGGAUUUCCUCGGAGUGUCUGGACUACAACGCUCCGGAUCACAAUCCCACAGGGGCUCACCUGUCUCUGUUCGGGUGCCAUGGACAAGGAGGGAAUCAGUAUUUUGAGUACACCUCGUCGAAGGAGAUCCGCUUUAACUCCGUAACCGAGCUGUGUGCGGAGUAUGUAGAUGGCCAGAAGCAUAUAGGAAUGAAACACUGUCCUCGUGACGGAGAACCAGUUCCUCCCAACAUCGUCUGGGAGUUCAAAGAUACUGGAGUUAUUUAUCACCCUCUGUCAGAUAAGUGCAUCGCUGCAUACCGUACAGAAAAUGGGCGGACUGACGUGCAGAUGAAAAAAUGCUCAAAUGAAGAGAUGAACCAGAAAUGGAAGUUCGAAUGAUUGUGAUUUUUUUCCACAUGACCUCGAUUUCAAGAAGUGCGUUUUCCAUGAAGUCCAAGCAUCAGUUCGGUAGUUUGUUUAAACAGUUCGUAAUUUUCCUUUUUAUCUUGCACUACGACUUUGUAAACUUGAUGGUCAAUCUGACUGGAUCGGAGUGGAAUUAAGAAGUACUAAAACUAACGAAGAGAAUCAAAAGCGACUACUUCAGUUGCUCAGAAAGAAUAUUACUUUUAAUUGUUGUUCACUGACAGAAAUGUGGAAGGUCUGUGGCUUGUUGAAGAGUAGACUAGGUUCUGUUCAGUGCCUUUGAAAACCAAAGGGUGACCAAGUCUCUCUUUUUGUUUUUGUUUUUCUCUGUUUUAUCCGGCGCAUCACUGUACCCUUCAGUAGCAAUAUGGGGAAGAAAAUAUAGUUGUGUUGGAACCAUUUGUGUUUACAUGAUUGCACUAUGUAUUGAUACUUCAGCAGAACUGUGAGUUGUGAUCAUAUGGUCAAAACUCAGCUUUUGUAUUUAUAAAAGUGUAUUUUUAGAUGAGCAUUUCAGGGAGUGGUAAGAACCCGUUGAGCUUCCUGUGCUCUUUUUACCCUCUCUUGUCUUGCAAUUUAAAAAAAAGAGAGAGAGAGGAAAAAAAAGUUGAUGUUUGUACCUGUAUGAAGGCUUAUUGAUGUAUUUCCAUUAUAUUGUGGGUUGAUUUUCUUGUAACCUCCACAGACAUGUUCUGCACCAACACACUGUGCCUUAUUGCUGUGAUCUCAACUGCAAAAUCACUCGAGCUGGAUUCAUAGUUUACAUAUCCCCCCCCCCAGUUAAGUUUCUAAGUUGAUCACGGAGGCCAAACUUUAGGCUGUCGACAGAUUUAAGAAGGGAAGAUAUUCCUGAAAUCAAAUCAGUGUAUGAGAAAUGCUGUGCCUUAAUCUGGUAGGAAGCAAAUGAUUUUUACCACCACACACACACACACACACAUAUAUGCGCACUCCAUUUCAUUCUGUGCAUGAUGUUCGAGGGGGAGAUAACCUGGGGGAAAUUUGUUUUUUUUUAUGAAUGAUCUUAAAAUGUACUACAACCCCGAUACCAAAAAAAGUUGGGACAAAGUACAAAUUGUAAAUAAAAACGGAAUGCAAUAAUUUACAAAUCUCAAAAACUGAUAUUGUAUUCACAAUAGAACAUAGACAACGUAUCAAAUGUUGAAAGUGAGGCAUUUUGAAAUUUCACGCCAAAUAUUGGCUCAUUUGAAAUUUCAUGACAGCAACACAUCUCAAAGUUGGGACAGGGGCAAUAAGAGGCUGGAAAAGUUAAAGGUACAAAAAAGGAACAGCUGGAGGACCAAAUUGCAACGCAUUAGGUCAAUUGGCAAUAGGUCAUUAACAUGACUGGGUAUAAAAAGAGCAUCUUGGAGUGGCAGCGGCUCUCAGAAGUAAAGAUGGGAAGAGGAUCACCAAUCCCCCUAAUUCUGCGCCGACAAAUAGUGGAGCAAUAUCAGAAAGGAGUUCGACAGUGUAAAAUUGCAGAGUUUGAACAUAUCAUCAUCUACAGUGCAUAAUAUCAUCAAAAGAUUCAGAGAAUCUGGAAGAAUCUCUGUGCGUAAGGGUCAAGGCCGGAAAACCAUACCGGGUGCCCGUGAUCUUCGGGCCCUUAGACGGCACUGCAUCACAUACAGGCAUGCUUCUGUAUUGGAAAUCACAAAAUGGGCUCAGGAAUAUUUCCAGAGAACAUUAUCUGUGAACACAAUUCACCGUGCCAUCUGCCGUUGCCAGCUAAAAUUCUAUAGUUCAAAGAAGAAGCCGUAUCUAAACAUGAUCCAGAAGCGCAGACGUCUUCUCUGGGCCAAGGCUCAUUUAAAAUGGACUGUGGCAAAGUGGAAAACUGUUCUGUGGUCAGACGAAUCAAAAUGUGAAGUUCUUUAUGGAAAUCAGGGACGCCGUGUCAUUCGGACUAAAGAGGAAAAGGACGACCCAAGUUGUUAUCAGCGCUCACUUCAGAAGCCUGCAUCUCUGAUGGUAUGAGGUUGCAUUAGUGCGUGUGGCAUCAAUGCUGAAAGGUAUAUCCAGGUUCUAGAGCAACAUAUGCUCCCAUCCAGACGACGUCUCUUUCAGGGAAGACCUUGCAUUUUCCAACAUGACAAUGCCAAACCACAUACUGCAUCAAUUACAGCAUCAUGGCUGCAUAGAAGAAGGGUCCGGGUACUGAACUGGCCAGCCUGCAGUCCAGAUCUUUCACCCAUAGAAAACAUUUGGCGCAUCAUAAAACGGAAGAUACGACAAAAAAGAUCUAAGACAGUUGAGCAACUAGAAUCCUACAUUAGACAAGAAUGGGCGAACAUUCCUAUCCCUAAACUUGAGCAACUUGUCUCCUCAGUCCCCAGACGUUUACAGACUGUUGUAAAGAGAAAAGGGGAUGUCUCACAGUGGUAAACAUGGCCUUGUCCCAACUUUUUUGAGAUGUGUUGUUGUCAUGAAAUUUAAAAUCACCUAAUUUUUCUCUUUAAAUGAUACAUUUUCUCAGUUUAAACAUUUGAUAUGUCAUCUAUGUUCUAUUCUGAAUAAAAUAUUGUAUUUUGAAACUUCCACAUCAUUGCAUUCCGUUUUUAUUUACAAUUUGUACUUUGUCCCAACGUUUUUGGAAUCGGGGUUGUAAAAUACAGUCAUGUUUGUUCAAUAGAACUUAUGCACCAAUGUAUGACCAUGUUUAGAAAAAUACCUGUGUCGUGCCAUCAUGACCACUUUCUGUAUUCAUGUCUCUUUUUAUGCUUUGGGUGUAACGUAACUGCAUAGGCAUUUAAGAUUGUCUGUCUGAAAUGUUAGCCAAAGGAAACUGUUUAAACUGCUGUUAGUCAUUUUCUUUCUUAAGUCUUCCAGAUGUCAAACUAGCACUAAUUUUAUGUUUGAAACAAAAUGGUUUCGCUUAGGAGCUGAAUUACAGGACCAGUCAUUCCUCUGAUCUGAAAUUCCACGGACAUUACGAUACACUGUGGCCUUAAAAACUGUCCGUCAUGGACUUGUUUCGGCUUUUGCGAUAUUAAUCACUCGUUUCCGAUAAAUCUGUUUUAAUGUUUAUAGAUGAUUGUUUGAACAUGGUGUAAAGGGACCUUUGUUAUGGUGUGAAAGAGUAUUUAAAACUACUGAUUAAGCACAAACUGUGGUGAUUGCCUUGUGUACGCUACAGUAUAAUGAGUGUUCGUUGUACUGAAUCAACCAUUUUACCCCGAUGACCAGUGCAGAUUAAAUGGAUCGAAUUUAUUUUUUCGAACCAGUUGGAUUUAAGAGUGCCACUUUAAGCAACAUAAAAACAGGAAUCAUUUCCUGUGUUGCCUCUUUCUGUGCUCUGCUGCAGUGCCAUCUUGUGGUAAUUAUUAAAUUAUUUCCAUAUGAUUCAUAAGCACAUGAUUUGAACAUGUCAUUGGAUAAAUUACAGCUUCUGCGUGGUUGUAAAAGACUCAAAAUUAGGUGUGUUGUGUAGAAAAGUUUGUACAACAGCUUUUGUCACUUUUACAAUAAGAGGACUGAAACCACGCGGCACUCAGAUUACCGUUUCAUCUGUUAUACUCAUCAAUUAUUGAUUUUAAUUUGGAUAAACAUGCUUUUUAUUUCACACAUCAUAUCAGCUUUAAAGGAUGUCUAGGUUAAGCAAUGCAUUAUAUUACAGGGUCUAAUUGAUGACUUAUUAAGAAGGAUGUAAGGCAAACUAUUACAUGUUAAAGGCAGACAGGUAGCGGCAUUCAUGAGUUUCAUCAUUUUUUUUUAAGUGUUUUAAUUCUGUAUUUCUUUGCUGGAGCUAUUGGUUUACUCUGAAUAUUAAACAUGAUAAACAGAACCAUUGAAACAUUAA
This is a messenger RNA of Neoarius graeffei (lesser salmon catfish), 5903 nucleotides long. RefSeq names its product POC1 centriolar protein homolog B (Chlamydomonas), like (gene galnt4). The transcript is spliced from 11 exons. The record is from RefSeq and is a predicted model, not a curated record. Bases 344 to 2077 code for a protein of 577 amino acids. Gene Ontology annotation, cellular component: Golgi apparatus. Lineage: Eukaryota; Metazoa; Chordata; Actinopteri; Siluriformes; Ariidae.